UUAAGAUGUUAUUUUUUUCGUAAAAACCUAGUGUUGUAUUUGAAUAUGAACAUUUUUCAAGCCAGUAAGACAAAAUUGGCAGUUCUAGCGACAUUAACUGGAAUAGUUGCUCUCAGAUAUUUAAUUUGUCGUGUUUUUAAACGGAAAAAACGAUCUAAAUGUAUCAUAAUUGACAGCAUCGAUGAUUGGAAUAAUUUUGAAGCUGAAAUACUGGAAACUUUUCGGGAGUCAGCUGUUAUUGGAAUCGAUUGUGAAUGGGUAACUGAAAAUAAUAGGCGAAUUCCAAUUUCACUCUUACAAUUAGCUACUAAUUAUGGCUAUUGCGUCUUAAUUCGCCUCUUCCACAUUCCCGUUUGGCUAACACCUCCUGGCUUAGUAGACUUGUUGAAAGAUAGAAAUAUCUUGAAAGUAGGUGUUGGUGUGAAAGAUGAUAUCGAUAAAUUAUACAACGAUUACUGUUUAGAAGUUUACAAUUUUUUAGAUGUCCGACAUUUAGCUAAAGAUUUGCCAGAAUUGGCAGGGAAAGGUUUGGGAUUAAAAACACUCAGUAAAGUGUUAUUACGUAGAGACUUAAAUAAAAGUUACAGCUUGAGAUGCAGCGACUGGAAUGCCGAUAAACUAAGUACAGACCAACUGAGAUAUGCUGCAGAUGAUGCUAUCGUUUCAGCUCAAAUAUUUCAGGAAUUACGAAGAAGAAAAUAUGGUUGGUUCAGCAGCAUCAGUUGGUUGCAAAGUGAAAUAAGCUUAUAUUGUGAUGUACCUUUCAAACAAACAAAUACAAAUCAAAGUGCUGCACAGAAGAACACUCCCCAAAACAAGACCAAAUCCUACAAAGAGUUUAGAUAUAGUAAACCCCGACAAAAACCCAUGUACGAUAAUUGUCAGUUAGUUGCUCCUGAUGGUGAAUUAUUAUGCAGCUGUGACAAAGGCAAAGCUGAAUGGUAUGUAGAAAAAGGUCUUGGUGAAGUUAUUAAAUUAGAAGAUCCAUUUACUGUUAGGUUAACUUUUGAACCAUCGGGUAGACCUAAGUUGGACAACAUAUUUUAUACUCAACAAAAGGAUAACUGCUGCGUUGUUUGUGGAAGAACUGACAAUUUUCAUCGCAAAUUAGUAGUCCCAUCCGAAUAUAGAAAAUAUUUUCCUAACUUGAUGAAAAAGAAUUUAUCACAUGAUGUACUUUUACUUUGUGUUAUUUGUCACAAACGGAGUAACAUACUAGAUCAUCGAAUGAGAAUGAAACUGGAAGAACUUUGUGAUGCCCCUUUGAUGAAAAAUAAUAGAUUCAAAGUCAAUCCUGAACUGUCCAAGGUGAAAUCGGCUGCUAAAGCUCUUUUACUUUCUGGUGAUAAAAUUCCGGAUGCUCGAAAAAGCGAGUUAGAAAAAGUAAUACUAGAUCAUUAUGAAGUUGAUGCCAUGUCAGCAGAACUUUUAGAUAAGGCAAAUAAUAUUGAUGCCUUUGAUUUAAACGAAGAAUUCAUUCCUCAUGGCCUUAAAGUAUAUCAGUACUUUUGUAAAAAUGGUGGUUUGCUUGAAUUUGAGAAAAUGUGGCGACAGCACUUCUUGGAUACAAUGCAGCCAAAAUUUUUACCAUAUAUGUGGUCAGUUGAGCAUAAUCAUAAACGACUUUGUCUUCAAGUGGUUAAUCAUGAAAGAGACAUUGAUUUCGAUGUUUCUAUACUUGGUCUGAGCCCUGAGUUAUUGAUGGCAGUUGAAAAUAUGAAAGACGAGGACUAUGACUAAUUAAUUGUCUUAUCUUUUAUGAAAAAUUUGCUUUCAUGAAAGUAAUAUGAUUUUAAUUUAUAUCUGCAUGAUUGCAUUCUGGUUCAUCGCAAGAGGUGAUGGCACCUGGAACAACAUUUCUCUGCUUCUUAUUCCUUAAUUAUUAUUAAAUAUAUUAAGUAUAAUAACAUAAAUUCAAUCAUUGUAAACAUUUGCCAUUUUCUAAUUUGGAGAUUACUUAGCUACGACAGGAAUUCCAUAGCAACUGGAGGGUUGGUACAAAUCACAGUGUAACCUCGUUUAGCCUGGCUAACUGGUACCACAGGCAAUCCGGUUGAGCAAAAUCUGCGCAGCAUGGGAAUAAGCAAAGCAAAUCCUUAAAUACCAUACAUACUUGCGUAUAGGUCGACCUCCCUACUUUUAGGAGGAAAAUCAGGAAAAAAUCAAAAACCCACGUAUAAGUUGCACCCCUACUUUCUGGGAAAAAUGGGAAUAUUUUCUAUGAUUUUUUAAUGUAAACACUAUAAUGAGAAGCAAAAUUAAAUAUUCAUUCUGAUGUUAAAGAAGUUUGCUUUUUUUUUCUUUUGGACAAAAAGGGUUCAUUUCUAAGAUUGCAAUUUUUGUCAAGGGUACGAUUUUGCUGUUAAGAGUUUUGUUACUUGUUGUUUUAUUUUGAUUUAAUAUCAAUAAGUUUUGGGCUGUAGCCAUAUUGCACUGUUUAAAAAAAAUCAAAGAGUAUUAUAUAGUGCGAGAAUUCCCACACUUUUCACGUAGCUUGUCUUUUACUGUAAUUAUUUAGUCUUCAUUUCUCGGUCAGACCAUGUAAAAUUAUAGCAGAAUGCAUAAGUAUUUAUUUCAUUGGUGUCUGUUUAAGAGUGGAUUAAAAUUGGGAAAAUCUUCAUUUUCUACUUUUUUUUUUCCAAGAAUUAUUUGUAGUAAAUUUUUGGAAAAUCUGCCUUGCUAAUAAGUUGACCCCCUAACUUUUAGUCUAAUUUUUUUGUACUACAUUUCUUGACU
Messenger RNA from Uloborus diversus, 2736 nucleotides. RefSeq names its product exonuclease 3'-5' domain-containing protein 2-like. Lineage: Eukaryota; Metazoa; Arthropoda; Arachnida; Araneae; Uloboridae. Gene Ontology annotation, molecular function: 3'-5' exonuclease activity; nucleic acid binding. The transcript has a single exon. Gene Ontology annotation, cellular component: cytoplasm; nucleus. The record is from RefSeq and is a predicted model, not a curated record. The coding region runs from base 46 to 1740 and encodes 564 amino acids. Gene Ontology annotation, biological process: nucleobase-containing compound metabolic process.